AUGGCUUUACCAAUUCCAAGUUUGGAAACUCCUUUCGGUAUCCAAUUAUGGCCGAUUUUCGAUUAUGUUGUUUCAAAAAUCUCCAAUAAUCGUUUCAUUCCAUCUGAAUUUGAAUUUGUUAAUGGUGUUACCCCAUUAUCUACUUUCCGUGAAGCAGCAGCCAUUAUUGCUAUUUAUUACACUGUUAUUUUUGGUGGUAGAGCCGUUAUUAGAGCUUUGAAUUUACCAGUUAUUAAAUUAAAUGGAAUUUUUCAAAUUCAUAAUUUAUUUUUAACUACUUUAUCAUUAACUUUAUUAUUAUUAAUCUUGGAACAAAUCAUUCCAAUUUUUGCUCAUGGUGGUCCUCAUUAUUCUGUUUGUUCUCCACAAGCUUAUACUCAAAAAUUGGUUGUUUUAUAUUAUUUGAAUUAUAUUACUAAAUUUAUUGAAUUGAUUGAUACUGUUUUCUUGGUUCUUAGACAAAAGAAAUUAACAUUCUUACAUACUUACCAUCAUGGUGCUACUGCUUUGUUAUGUUACACUCAAUUAGUUGGUUACACUUCUGUUCAAUGGGUUCCAAUUACUUUGAAUUUGGGUGUUCAUGUUGUUAUGUACUGGUACUAUUUCUUAGCUGCUAGAGGUAUUAGAGUUUGGUGGAAAGAAUGGGUUACUAGAUUCCAAAUUAUUCAAUUCGUCAUUGAUUUAUAUGUUGUUUAUUACGCCACUACUACUUAUUACGCCUACAAAUAUUUUGGUCUUUUAAGAGAUUGUCAUGGUACCGAAAGAGCUGCCAUUGUUGGUUGUUCCAUCUUGUCCAGUUAUUUGGUUUUAUUCAUUGCAUUCUACUACAAUACUUACAAAAAGGGAAAGAAAUCAAAGAAAGAUUAG
Molecule: messenger RNA, 867 nt
Organism: Candida tropicalis MYA-3404
Lineage: Eukaryota; Fungi; Ascomycota; Pichiomycetes; Serinales; Debaryomycetaceae
Gene: FEN12
Product: fatty acid elongase
Exons: 1
Coding region: 1-867 (288 amino acids)
Biological process (GO): fatty acid elongation, monounsaturated fatty acid; very long-chain fatty acid biosynthetic process; sphingolipid biosynthetic process
Cellular component (GO): endoplasmic reticulum membrane
Molecular function (GO): fatty acid elongase activity
Source: RefSeq, a predicted model, not a curated record